This is a messenger RNA of Erinaceus europaeus (western European hedgehog), 4180 nucleotides long. It is a transcript of the gene CDK5R1, whose product is annotated as cyclin dependent kinase 5 regulatory subunit 1. The transcript has 2 exons. Gene Ontology annotation, cellular component: protein kinase 5 complex; cytoplasm. NCBI's taxonomy places the organism in Eukaryota, Metazoa, Chordata, Mammalia, Eulipotyphla, Erinaceidae. Gene Ontology annotation, biological process: positive regulation of cyclin-dependent protein serine/threonine kinase activity; activation of protein kinase activity; brain development. The record is from RefSeq and is a predicted model, not a curated record. Bases 325 to 1248 code for a protein of 307 amino acids. Gene Ontology annotation, molecular function: cyclin-dependent protein serine/threonine kinase activator activity; protein kinase binding.
CGCGCGCGGGGGCGGGGCCGGGCGCCUGCAGAACCUUGGACAGAAGCUCCAGAGCCGCCGCCGCCGCCGCUGCCGCCGCUGCCGCCGCGCGCGAGCCCCGCAGAGCACCGAGACCGCGGCGGCUGAUCGCAGCGCGCAUUGCGGAGGGUGCGGAGCGCAGAGGCCGCCGCCAGUCGCCUGCAGGACCCGAGGCGGCAGCACGCGUCCCCGGAGCGCCCCCCGACACCUCCCCGGGGCCUCCGCGGCUCGCUGAGUUGCUUCUCCCUCCGGCCUGCAGGCUGGGCGCGCAGGGGCUCGGGCCCCCGCCCGGCGCGCAGCGGCACCAUGGGCACGGUGCUGUCCCUGUCCCCCAGCUACCGCAAGGCCUCGCUGUUUGAGGAUGGCGCGGCCACGGUGGGCCACUACACGGCCGUGCAGAACAGUAAGAACGCCAAGGACAAGAACCUGAAGCGCCACUCCAUUAUCUCCGUGCUCCCUUGGAAGAGGAUCGUGGCCGUGUCGGCCAAGAAGAAGAACUCCAAGAAGGUGCAGCCCAACAGCAGCUACCAGAACAACAUCACGCACCUCAACAAUGAGAACCUGAAGAAGUCGCUGUCGUGCGCCAACCUGUCCACCUUCGCCCAGCCCCCACCGGCCCAGCCGCCCGCGCCUCCCGCCAGCCAGCUCUCGGGCUCACAGACCGGGGUCUCCUCCUCCGUCAAGAAGGCCCCGCACCCGGCCGUCACCUCCGCAGGGACGCCCAAACGGGUCAUUGUCCAGGCAUCCACCAGCGAGCUGCUGCGCUGCCUGGGCGAGUUUCUCUGCCGCCGGUGCUACCGCCUGAAGCACCUGUCCCCCACGGACCCCGUGCUCUGGCUGCGCAGCGUGGACCGCUCGCUGCUGCUGCAGGGUUGGCAGGACCAAGGCUUCAUCACGCCGGCCAACGUGGUCUUCCUCUACAUGCUCUGCAGGGAUGUCAUCUCCUCGGAAGUGGGCUCCGACCACGAGCUCCAGGCCGUCCUGCUGACCUGCCUGUACCUCUCCUACUCCUACAUGGGCAAUGAGAUCUCCUACCCGCUCAAGCCCUUCCUGGUAGAGAGCUGCAAGGAGGCCUUUUGGGACCGCUGCCUCUCGGUCAUCAACCUCAUGAGCUCCAAGAUGCUGCAGAUCAACGCCGACCCACACUACUUCACACAGGUGUUCUCCGACCUGAAGAACGAGAGUGGCCAGGAGGACAAGAAACGGCUCCUCCUAGGGCUGGACCGGUGAGCCCUGUAGCCUGCAUCAUGGCUCAAGGAUUCAGUUCGUUUUUAAAGAUUUAUUAUUACACCAAGAUUUUUGUGUAUAGUACGUAUCUAGCAAAGCCACCAAGGGCCUCUCCCUUCUCACCUCUUCUCCUUGCAGUUUUCUGCAGCCCUGCCAAGAAUUCUGGGCUCUUUUUAACUCCCGAACCUUGUGCAGAACCCAGAAGUUGUAUUCAGAGCCACCCAGGCCACUGACCUCUCAUUUUGAGGAAUUCAAGGACUGACCUGCCUCUGCCACCUGUGCCCUUGCUGGCCCCAGGGCAGGUGAGGCUGCCCGUCAGGCAGCUGGAGAGGAGCCUCUGGCCAACUGGCUCAGAGAGGAAUUGGCAUUUCUGCUUGGAGACCCUUUCCUAGCUCCUGUUUUGGGCCGUCCACUCUCCUAGUUGAUCACUGGAGCCUUGGCGUUUCUGCUUGGAGACCCGUUCCUGGCAUCUGUUUUGGGCCGUCCGCUCUCCCAGUUGAUCACUGGAGCCAGUCAUCCUGACUGAACGGUCGGCAGGGCUGUGAGGCACGAUGCUCUUGGCCCUCUCCCUCUCCCUGGAGGAGAAGCUGGCCUGAUGCAGACUGUCCUGUCAUUUGACCAUACAUGCACAGCCCUGGUUUGCUCUUUUUCUCUUUUCUUUCUUAUUUAUUUAUUUUUUUUUUAGGAAGAAGGGCUUUCCUUUAGGGGAGACAUGGAACUUGCUCCCCCUACCCUCCUCCUCCCAUCCCCUUUGUCCCCUUUGUUGCUUAAUGAGCUGGUUUGAUUCACUUAAUUCUUUUCGGGUCCCAGCUUAAAGGGUGGGGUGAAGCCAGGGACAACUCCUUUCCUGGGUGAAUUUGUCAUUUGAAUAAUUCAGCUUAGUCACUCUGUGGGGAAGGCCAGGACAGCUGCAGGUGCCCAUUAUCGACAGCCUGCCUUAAGGUGGGUGAGCGACUGUGCCUGAGAACAGGCUGGGGCCCAUCCAAGGGCUUGAGCCUCUUACUGGCACACACGACAUGUGUUCUACAGAGCUGUGUGUGUGGGUGUGUUUUGUGUGUGUGUGUGUGUGUGUGUGUGUGUGUGUGUGAGUGAGUGAAUGCUUGGGAUGUGGUAAGGAUGAACCCCACCCCUACCCACCCACCCCUGUUAAUUUAAAGGUGUUUCCAAACAGUUCCAUUUCUGUUGAAGAAGGGGCCUUGCCCUGCAAGGCCCAGUGAGACAGCUGGAUCUUUGGAGACAAUUAUAAGACAGGAGACCAGCUCCUGAUUGCUCUGAAGCCUGCUGAUUCUACAAUUGAUCAUUUGCAGCUGCUGGUUUGAGUUUCCGCCUCACCCUGAUGGCUGAUGUGUACUCAAAUCAAUUUCCUCUCUGAUUCUCCCAGAUUGGUGGCUUGGGACUCGGGAGAGGACCAAAAGAAGGGGAUGAGCUUUCCUCCAUGGCCUCUUACUCUGGUUUGGGAGAACAAAGACCAAUGUGAAGCUGUUACAGAGAAAUCUUCUCUUCCUGUCCCAUCCCCUGGGGAGUACUGGAAUGGGUGGUGGGGAGAGGCUAGAGGGAGGCAGAGGGUCCUUUCACAUAGAACAAGAUUCUAGGUGGCUACCGAUUUCAGCACAAAAACUACUGAAACUCUUAAAAAAAAAAAAAGCAAAGAAAAAGCUGUGAAUUUGAGGUUCUGGUUUAAGAGGCCUGGAGCUGAGCCCCGUGCCACUGUGGCGUUUGGAGCCAAGGGCCUGCGUGUGCCAGAGGGCAUUGGCCCCAGCUGUGCCUCCUUGAUGUUCACACCUAGGAGUCUUUCCUGGGACUGGUAGGUAAUCUGACCUGAGCUGGAAGGAAGCUGCGGCUGCUGGCACAGACUUCACUGCAGCGUCUCUUCUCUGCUGGAGUUGUCACACAACUUGUCAGUUCAGAUCCUGCUGCCACGUGUGACCUGAGGUAGGAGCCCAGUGGGGGCAGUGGCCCAGCAGCCUGAAGAGGGAGGUUCGGGUGCCACCUCUCCGGAGCAGGGGCGCAUGUUUGUAGUCGCACAUUCAGCUGACUGAAAUUGCGGUUAAGUUGCAUCCACAGGAUACCAGCUUUGCGUGUUUCCUUCUCUUUAUAUUUAUUUUUCUAUGUUUCGGAGGAGAUGUGGAAUUCAGGAGUGGUCGGGGACUAAGGAAACAACUCUCUAGUUCUAUCAGUGUGAAGCCUGUGGUGUCCCCUUGCACUGGCCGUCAGUGUUGUGUAAAGGAACCAACUGAGAGACUUGAGUGUGCAAGCAAUGAACCUGUCUGACAUGCUGCUAUGAAGACUACUUUUAGAACAAUAAAAAAGAAAAUACAGAAAAACCUAACCUGCAAGAAAACACACACACACAAACAACAACAAAACCCUUAUUCUUUACUUGUUGCUUUUACAGUGAUAUUGUGCAUGCAAACCAGGAGCAUUUUGUGUCUUAUGAAAAAUAAUCUUAGAACAGAUGGCUGUGAAAACUAUACCCGUGCACAGAACAAGUCACAGGAAUAAUAGUUCAGGAUUUGGUUUUUCUCUUUUUCUUGUAAAUCUGAAGGAUUGAUAUAUUCUUUCCAUGCAGUUACUAGAAUUUAGUUUUGUUCCUACAGUUGUUAAACUUGCAAUGAGAAGAAAAAUGUGCCAUUUUUUCACUCGGAAUUAUUCAUAGCUGUAUAUUUGAAACUGCUAAUUACACACGUGCGGUGUAUGUUGGUUUUUUUAGUGCAAUUUCUUCUGUAGCUAUUCUCUGACCAAACUGUGGGUAUUGUUAAUAUUAAUUUAUACUUGUCUCAUUUUGUAUGUAUGUGUAGUGUGUUUGUAGGUAUGUGUGGUUUAUAAUCUUGACAAGGUCAUGAAGCUCAGUUUGGCUGUAAUUUAAUUCCCCUUCCCUUAUUUUUAUUUAUUUUUGUACUGUGCUGAUUAAAUAAAAUGCACUGACCAUCCAUUA